This is a messenger RNA of Oldenlandia corymbosa var. corymbosa, 1053 nucleotides long. The record is from the annotation of a GenBank genome assembly. NCBI's taxonomy places the organism in Eukaryota, Viridiplantae, Streptophyta, Magnoliopsida, Gentianales, Rubiaceae.
AUGGAGAAUUCUCUUCAACUUCCGGUGAUUGACCUUAGCUCCUCCGAUCGUAUGGCAACUGCACAAUCUAUUCGUCAGGCAUGUGUGGAUUGUGGCUUCUUUUACCUAGUAGGCCAUGGGAUAGAGGAAGACUUGUUUAAAAGAGUCUUUGAAGAGAGCAAGAAAUUUUUCAUGCUUCCCCUUGAAGACAAACUGAAACUUUUUCGGACUAAUCAUCGUGGUUAUACGCCCCUUUACGCUGAGAGUCUUGAUCCCUCUUCAAGUUCCAGAGGUGACUCGAAAGAAGGUUUCUACGUUGGUCCUUUAAAUGACAAGAAAACAGGUGAAGAUUUGAAUCAGUGGCCUCCAGCAGGCGUGCUUCCACACUGGAGAUCGACGGUGGAACAAUACUACAGAAGUGUCUUAAAAGUUGGAGUAAAGUUGACCUCAUUAGUUGCUCUGGCACUAAACUUGGAUGAAGAUUUCUUUGAGAAAAUUGGAGCUCUUGAUCAAUGUAAUGGUUUCCUCCGCCUAUUGCAUUAUCCAGGGGAAGUUGAAAGUUCUGAUCGACAGAUUUAUGGUGCUUCUGCUCAUUCAGACUAUGGAAUGAUCACUCUUCUAGCAGCAGAGGAUAUUAGUGGCCUUCAGGUUUGUAGGGAAAAAUUUGCACAACCUCUUGUCUGGGAAGAUGUUCACAAUCUGAGGGGGGCUUUCAUAGUUAAUAUCGGAGAUAUGAUGGAGAGAUGGACAAAUUGUUUAUUCAGAUCAACAUUGCACAGAGUGAUGCCAACCGGACGAGAUCGCUACUCGAUGGCUUUGUUUUUGGAUCCCAACCCGAAUUGCUUGGUGGAAUGCCUGAAGAGUUGCUGCAGUGAGUCCAACCCUCCUAGUCUCAUUUUGCUUACUAUUCCUAGAAUGAAUCCUGCCCCUGACAAUUUAAGUUCACAGUCUAGUGGUGUCCAUCAUUCUAGUGAUCUGAAUGUUGCAAGUGUCGUUGGUUGUGGAUUUGUGACGGUGGUGGAUUACGUUCCGUCCAAAGAUAAUAUUCUUACAAUAAUAAGACUAUCAUUUUAA